Messenger RNA from Corythoichthys intestinalis (scribbled pipefish), 3981 nucleotides. Its product is annotated as mitochondrial import receptor subunit TOM70-like. The record is from RefSeq and is a predicted model, not a curated record. Gene Ontology annotation, cellular component: mitochondrial outer membrane. NCBI's taxonomy places the organism in Eukaryota, Metazoa, Chordata, Actinopteri, Syngnathiformes, Syngnathidae. The transcript is spliced from 16 exons. The coding region runs from base 588 to 1958 and encodes 456 amino acids. Gene Ontology annotation, biological process: protein insertion into mitochondrial inner membrane; protein import into mitochondrial matrix. Gene Ontology annotation, molecular function: transmembrane protein transporter activity; protein binding.
CUAUUGAAAAUUCUAAAGGGAUCAUUUUUUUCAUCAACUUAUCUCCUUACUUUACAGCCAGCCAUUCGUAUGAAUGCGGUCCGUCCUCGUCGAAGCGGUAUUUGGUUCAAGGUCGAAAGAAUGCAACGCUUGUUUUGGACGUUUCACCAAGCGGAGGAGCUUGAGCGUGCGUUCCAAGUAUUCUUUGUGGAAUUCAGCCCAUGUUCACAAAACACAGAUUCUAAAUCACAGAUGGAAAGUGUGCCGUCUAACAGUUAUGUCCUGAGAGCCAUCAUUUUUCUGGAACGUCGCCUGGGGACUUCUAUCGACAUGAUCCUGGGAGCAGUGUGGCUGUCCGCUGGUGUGGUGUAUUUCAGGGGAAAUAUUUUAUCUAACCUGAGGCGCAUAAGAGAAAGGCUGCGGCGUGACUUGAUAGUCCUUCAUAUCGUGCCCGAGCUGCAAAUAAAAAAGGCAACAAAUACUUUAAGGCGGCCAAGUACGAGAACGCCAUCCAGUGUUUCACAGAAGCCAUUGCACUCUGCCCCACUGAACAGAAGAGUGACCUGUCGGCGUUCUAUCACGACCGAGCGACGGCGUAUGAGCAGCAGAUGAAAUGGACUGAGGUGGUGCAAGACUGCUCACAGGCAAUAACGCACGACCCACGUUACAUAAAAGCUUUCUUGAAGAGAGCCAAAGCUCAUGAGAAACUGGACAAUAAGAAAAAAUGCCUGGAAGAUAUCUCCGCUGUGUCUAUACUGGAGGACUACCAGAACCAGGAGAGCAGGAAGCUGGCAGAAAAUAUGCUCCUCCAGAUAGGAUAUGAGGCUAUAGACAAACACGAGAACCGAGGGUGGACGAUGCCUUCUCCUCAGUUCAUCAAAUCCUACUUUGGUUCUUUCACCGAUGACAUCAUCUCGCAGCCGCUGCAGAAGGGCGAGCAGAAAGAUGAAGACAAGGACAAUGAGGGCGAGGCCUCCGAGGUCACAGCUAGUCACCACCUGAGUUCGGGCUACCUGAAAGCCAAGCACUACAUGGAUGAGGAGGACUACGACAAAAUCAUCAGCGAAUGCACUAAGGAGGUGGACUCGGAGGGCCGCUACAUGGCUGAGGCGCUGCUCCUGCGCGCCACCUUUUACCUCUUGAUUGGCAACACCGAGGCCGCUGAGCCCGACUUGGACCGCGUCAUCAAUAUGCAGGAAGCCAACGUCAAGCUGCGAGCCAAUGCCCUCAUCAAGCGUGGGAGCCUGUACAAGGAGCUUCACCAACCGUUGCUUUCCAAACAGGACUUCAACAUGGCAGCAGAGAUCGACAAACGCAAUCCCGAUGUAUACCAUCACAGGGGGCAGCUUAAGAUGCUGCUGUACCAGGUGGACGAAGCUGUAAGAGACUUUGACAAAUCCAUCCUGCUCAGAUCUGACUUUGCUCUCACCCAGGCGCAGAGUUCCUUUGCUGUGUACACACAAGCAUACACCGGGAACUACCCAUCCAAGUCACGAUUCCGGAUAGUCAUGAAGGGAUUCGAGAAGGUUAUAGAAAGGUUUCCCACGUGUGCUGAGGGCUACGCACUAUACGCUCAGGCUUUAACCAUGGAGAAACAGUUCGGAAAGGCAGACAAGAUGUACGACAAGUGUAUUGAAGUGGAACCAGACAACGCCACCCAUUAUGUUCACAAAGGAUUAUUACAGCUCCAGUGGAAACGAAACCUGGACUGGACAAGUAUGUCUGAAUUGGGCCUGGACCUCAUCAGCAAAGCCAUCGAAAUUGACAACAAAUGUGUCUUUGCUUACAAAGCAAUGGGAUUAAUCGAACUUCUAAGGAGUAAUCACGACAAGGCAAUCGAAAUGUCCAACAAGGCUAUAAACUUGGCUAAAUCGGAGAAUGAGCUGGGCACCUUUUACACACAGCGCGAAGAAGCGUACGCCCACAGAGCGGUAUUCAGGAAGUACGGCAUCAGACUGGCAGAUAGGGUGUCAUUUUAAGAAUGGAAACGUUUCAAGACAGCCACGUCGAUUUCGACUGACAAAUUCCUCUGACAUUCUUCAUCGAUACAUAUGGUGACCAAAGUAAAAUAGAACUUAAAUCUGAAUAAAGUUAUGAUUCCUGGAAAGAGAUGUGGUGCUUUUCUUUUCUUUACUGUAUCAGGUUGUUUUUCAGUGGAAUGUACUUGAUAUAAAAUGUUUUUCAAUCCUGUGUGAAACAACUAGUGUGAUGGUUCAAAUGACUAAUAGUGUACUUUAUCACUACCAAUUUAGUUCAGUUAAAGUGAUCCUCUAACUUAAAUACAUGUAGGCUCUAAUAAACCACAAUUGUUCUCUUGUACUAAAAUAUGUUGUUAGAAACACAUAAAAUGUUAAAUCAGUGGCAAUAUUUUAUAAUAUUUAGUCCAUAUUUUGACCGUUAGUUGGCGCCAUGGUUUGCAGGCUCGCAGUGAUGACGUCAUUGGUAUCUUUCGUGUUCAACAAUUGCUUAUUGCUGCCUAAACUCGCGAAGUAAAAUGCCACGAUGUGCUGCUUUUGGAUGCAAUUUCCAGUCAAAUGGAAACAAGGGGAGUGAAGUGAGUGGUCAAGGUGGAAUUAUUAUUUUUAGUGAAUAAAUGUGCAUAAGUGGAAGCUUCUCCCCCUUUUUGGUCCCUGUAUGCACGUAUCCUACCCACCACGCGUUACAACUGGCGCCCGAACAUUUUUCCUGGAUCCUCAGUCAAGUAAGCGAUCCGUCUAUUUUCUGGUUCCGACGGUCCCACCGCGUCUGCAAUAUUGGUUUCGGAUCUGUCCAUUUUUUUGAUUCGUCCGUCCCACAGCGGCUUUUCGGAUCAGUCUAUUUUGUGGAAUCGACGGCCUAAUCGCGGCUGCGACAUUGCCAAGGUAUCGGUCUAAUUCCUGGAUCUUCGAGUGAAUAAAAAACGCGGAUUUGAAUUACUAUUGCUAUCUUAUUUGUUGACAAUUCUUCGUGGGAGGUUUCCCCAAAUCAUACUAAAUAAUUAAAGCACUAUGGCACGCUACAGUGACGACAGCAAUAUAACCCCAUAGAGACGUGGACCUUACAACAAUGUUUCGAGUUCGUCAGGGAACGCGUGUUUGCGUACUGCUGAGCUCCCGAGUGAAGAGUGGUCAAGGUGGAAAUAUUAUUUUUUGUGAAUAAAUGUGCAUAAGUGGAAGCUUCUCCCCUUUUUGGUACUUUUAUACAUGUAUCCCAGCUACCACGCGUUACAAUCUACAAGACAUGGAUUACACAAGGUGUGCUCUUUGGCCUGUACUGUAAGCACACGACAGCUCUGGAUGCUAACAAUCUACAUAAUUAUAUUGGGAUAAGUUUGAAAACGCAAUACGCUUACCUUGAAUAUCUGCUAAUAAAACCGGACAGCAUACACUCUCGCUCCCAACCGGAGUUCCCAACAAACAGCACUCGCAUCACCAGUUUUGCCCAACUUUUGUCUUAUCAGGUAUUUGCUGCAUGCAUUUUUCCCUGAAGCUCGUCUUGUGAACGACCGACAGUGCUGUCCUGCUCUUCACUUUUCAGAUCUGGUUCAAAUAGGAAGGGUAGAACUGACGACUUGUUGGGAAAGCUAACGAGUGACACGCUGGAAUUUCGGCAACCGGACCAGUGACGUCACGCACUGCGACGUAACAAGAAUAGUGACCUAUCACUUAAAGGGUAUGUAGCGGCAAAGGGGGUGUGAGACAUCAAUAGAACCAUUAUGUGUCAAGAUAACAAAUAUUGAUAAAGUUAACAAAAAAAUCAAUCACAUUAAUGAGCAAUUAUCGAAAAUAGAUCGAAAAUGACGAACAUUCCCGAAAGUGUUCCGGAAACAGCCGAAUGGGGCGGGGACGUCACGACAAGUGAUUGACAGUCGAGGCGGAGACAGGUGCCAUUGUUUUUUAACGACGAGAGAGUAGCGUUGGGGUUUGUUUGACGAAAACAUCACAAAAAUGGUUCAAAACUGUGGAAAGAGCUGAAGACUGCUGUUCACAACAAGUGGGACACAAUCGUGAAGUGGAACAACAU